AUGUCGUGGCAACCCAAGCUUCGUCCCAAGGGCUUCCCACACAGCAUCGAUGAUUUCGCUGUGGCAUCACUAUCAGAGCUGGAGCAUCGCUCAAGGACAGACGAGAAACGUGAUCAACGCGUCUUUCGGGUCAAGCGCAAGCAUGUCCUGAAGGCAUGUGAUCGUUGUCGUGUAAAGAAGACGAAGGUAUGUUACGGUAUCAAUUUCAGUACAGAAAGCACAACUAAACAAUACCGCAGUGUGAUGGCAAACAGCCAUGCAAUCGAUGUUCGGUAUAUAAUCAUCCAUGUCUUUUUCGUGAGCGAAAAGCAACACAGACCAAAGUGUACUCUCGAGGAGUUGAUUAGGUUUGUGGAAAUGCUCGAAUCCCACCACUCGCUGGUUGUCAAAGCCCUACAAAAACUAUACAAAUUCUGCGUCAAUAAUGAAGGAUUUCCGGGCGAACCUCUUGCCGAAGCUCCAGACGGACAUCCCCUCACUCACGCGAUCCUCGAUCGAUUAGGUCUGAUCAAGCAAGCCGAGGAAAAUGCAGACGAGCCAGAUGAAGAUUCUGAAGAUCUAAGAUACCUUCGAUUGCUAUCCACCUCGACCGAGUGUAGCGCCACAGCAGAGCCUUCCCCAGAGCCCACAACACCCCCCGAGCUCUCGUCUGCAACACUAUCGCGUCCAUCGAUCUGCAUUCCCAUGACCACCCCUCCAAUGGGACAGAAUCCCCCAAGCUGGCAAUGGGAUAUGCAGUCCGUACAAUCAGCUAAUUACAGCUACCCAGACACAGGAUACCAAAACAUGGUCCCCAUGCCCCGUUCCUCCCUCAACUCGGUAGAUCUCAGUUCAAAUGAUAUCUCCCCACAUAAUGAAAUAUCCGCUGGGUCAGGGUCGUCAGGGUUAGGUUCUGUGUCUACGUCCGCGCCCUCAAUAUCCCAUAGUCAACAUCCAAACGACCAGGAAUUUCCCUACUAUAUGGACGGGGGUGGAAGUGCGGCUGAAGGACAAGCGGAUAUCAAAUUCGCCGUUCGAAUGCAUCCUGGGAUCAUACCUGACCAUUCCCAUCAUUCAGCUCACUUGUCUGCUGAACUACUCGGAGACUUUCACUUCCAAGCCCAAGACUCUCCCUUCUUCCCAGGAUUCACUCCUGGCUGGUCAUUUCCUUCAGGAUGA
Messenger RNA from Penicillium taxi, 1158 nucleotides. RefSeq lists its product as uncharacterized. The transcript is spliced from 2 exons. The record is from RefSeq and is a predicted model, not a curated record. NCBI's taxonomy places the organism in Eukaryota, Fungi, Ascomycota, Eurotiomycetes, Eurotiales, Aspergillaceae. The coding region runs from base 1 to 1158 and encodes 385 amino acids.